GGCUGGGUGGUCUGGGGUGGUUGGGAAUCGGGGGCUCAAGGCCACGCCAUGGGGGGCCUCAAGGAGGAGCUGCUCAAGGCCAUCUGGCACGCCUUCACCGCGCUCGACCUGGACCGCAGCGGCAAGGUCUCCAAGUCUCAGCUCAAGGUACUGUCUCACAAUCUGUGUACGGUGCUGAAGGUUCCACAUGACCCCGUGGCCCUGGAGGAACACUUUCGGGAUGACGACGAGGGGCCCGUCUCCAAUCAGGGCUAUAUGCCAUAUUUAAACAAGUUCAUUUUGGAAAAGGUUCAAGGUAACUUUGACAAGAUUGAGUUUAAUAGGAUGUGCUGGACACUUUGUGUCAAAAAAAAUCUCACCAAAAGUCCCCUGCUCAUCAGUGAAGAAGAUUCAUUUAAAGUGUGGGUUAUUUUCAACUUUUUAUCCGAGGACAAAUACCCGUUAAUUAUUGUGCCUGAAGAGAUUGAAUACCUGCUUAAGAAACUUACCGAAGCAAUGGGGGGAGUUUGGCAGCAGGAAGAGUUUGAACAUUACAAAAUCAACUUUGAUGCCAGUCGAGAUGGCCUCUCUGCGUGGGAAUUGAUAGAACUCAUCGGAAGUGGACAGUUUAGCAAAGGCAUGGAUCGGCAGACGGUGUCUAUGGCAAUCAAUGAAGUUUUUAAUGAACUUAUAUUAGAUGUGCUGAAACAGGGUUACAUGAUGAAAAAAGGCCAUAGAAGGAAAAAUUGGACUGAACGUUGGUUUGUGCUGAAACCCAACAUCAUUUCUUAUUAUGUGAGUGAGGAUCUGAAGGAUAAGAAAGGAGAUAUAAUGCUGGAUGACAGCUGCUGUGUAGAGUCCUUACCUGACAAAGAUGGAAAGAAAUGUCUUUUCCUAAUAAAAUGUUUAGAUAAGACAUUUGAAAUCAGUGCCUCAGAUAAGAAGAAAAAACAGGAGUGGAUUCAAGCCAUUCAUUCUACUGUGCAGUUGCUGAAGCUGGGCAGUCCCCCCCCUCACAAAGAAGCCCGCCAGAGACGAAAGGAGCUGAGGAAGAAGAUGCUGGCGGAGCAGGAGGAGCUCGAGAGGCAAAUGAAGGAGCUCCAGGCUGCCAAUGAGAACAAGCAGCAGGAACUGGAGCAAGUGAGAAAGAAACUGGAAGAAGCGGCAUCUCGUGCUGCCGAAGAGGAGAAGAAGCGUCUUCAGACUCAAGUGGAGCUGCAGGACAGGUUUAGCCUGGAGCUGGCAAGAGAGAAACUAAUCCGGCAGCAGAUGGAAGAGCAGGUUGCCCAGAAGUCGUCUGAACUGGAGCAGUAUCUGCAGAGGGUCCGAGAGCUUGAGGACAUGUACUUAAGGCUGCAGGAAGCUCUGGAAGAUGAGAAGCAGGCUCGGCAAGAUGAAGAGACGGUUAGGAGGCUUCAGGCCAGGCUGCUGGAGGAAGAGUCUUCCAAGAGAGCUGAGCUAGAAAGAUGGCACUUGGAGCAGCAGCAGGCCAUCCAGACCACCGAGGCCGAGAAGCAGGAGCUGGAAAACCAGCGGCUGCUCAAGGAGCGCGCCCUCCAGGAAGCGAUGGAGCAGCUGGCGCAGCUGGAGCUGGAGAGGAAGCAGGCACUCGAGCAGUAUGAGGGAGUCAAAAAGAAGCUGGAGAUGGCGGCCAGCAAGACCAGGAGCUGGAAGGACAAGGUGGCGCAGCACGAGGGGCUCAUUCGAUUGAUAGAACCAGGUUCAAAAAAUCCUCACUUAAUUACGAACUGGGGACCAGCAGCCUUCACUCAAGCAGAACUUGAAGAACGAGAGAAGAGUUGGAAAGGGAAAAAGAGCACAGAGUGACUCCAAGGGCAGACGCCGUGUGCCCCUGGAGCCAGAGGUCAGGUGGAGCUGGGGAGCUUUGUGCCAAAGACCAUACGGUGUGUGCCCUGCCGCGCGCGGUUGCCUCCUGAGUGCUGCCGGCUGGGCCAGCACGCAGAGGGAGACGCUUUUUUCUGCACCUCUCUGCACAAGAGCCAUCUCUGAAGCAGCAUCACAAAUGUCCACCCUGUUUAUUUGUUGGUCCUUGCUCCCUACCGCUUAGAAGAUAGCUCUCAUUUUUCUACCCAAGUGGAGGGGAGCCAUGUUUUGGAUAAUCUACAGCAGUGUACAGUCUCCAGAUACACCUUUGUCUUUGUAAUGAAUCCUCCGUGCUCUUGGCAACGUAGGAACCUCCCCGGCCAGGAAGCUGACCAAGUACUUAGUGAUUCAUACUGAUGACUGGUCAGUCGAUGCUCUCGUGGGGUGAUCGGGGAUCGUGACUUCCUGGUUGCCCCUCCAGAAUAUCAUUGGCCAUGUGGGAUUUUCCUGAGUUCUCCAGGACUCCUUCCUUUCCUUCCCCAAGAAACAGAUACACCUUCACAUGUGUAUGCUCCCUCUUGAGUCUAAUAUUCACCUUCCCUAAAUUCCCAGCCAACUGUAGGCUGGCCUGUGUUAGUGGAUAUUCUCUACUGCCACCACAAUUGCUUUGUGUUCCCUAAGAACCCAGUGGCUAGGCUGCAGAGAAGAUGACCUUGGGAGCAAGCUAAUUUGGAAUUAAAAAUGGGCACUGGGUGAUCCAGAUUCUCUGCACGUGGGUAAUAGAGAACGGUCUGUAUCAGCCUGGUAGCUCACUUGGUUACAAAUGGUGGCCUGUCAUUGCUCUGCUGACUUCCUAGGACCUAGUGUGUGUUGGGUGGUGCUGAAGAGGACAUUAGAUAAAGAACAGGAUAUGAGAGGCAGUGUGGUGUAGUGAGUAGAACACAGACCUUGAAGCCAGGAAGGUUCACAUGCUGAUAGACUGGCCAUGUGCCUCUGUUUGCUCUCUCAGGCUAUCAUUUGCCAAGAAGGUGCUGACUCGCAUUGGUAGAGGAACUGUCCUCACAUGGGAAUUCCCUAUGCCACUGAAAUUGCAGGUCUAGUUCCUGUGCCUAAGAACUCUUGCCCUCACAGGUUGUCCUGUGCAUCUUAGGAAGUCUCUCUGUACCUGUUUUGGGUUCAGAUAGCAAGAAAACAGUAUGGGAACACAGCCUUUUGAACAUAAUUUAAAAGCAUAAGUAAUCCCAUUGCGGGGGUAAUAUAUGAUUCUUAGAGUGGGGCAGCCAUCUGGGGAUAAUUCACGGGAACCAGCUUCUGAAGCUCAUUGUGGCAUAAGGAGAGAAUUCAGCAUUCACUUCUACUAACAUUCUUCUUCCCCACCUAACAUUAAAUGGAGAAAGUGUCCUGGUCAGAUGUCUAACACCCUCACCCCUCGACACCAGAGAGGUGUUUCAGAUGAAAUGUGAUUUCAGUGGCUUGGGUGCUCCCACUUCCACACCUGCCUCAGUGCAGAUGUUUCCACGAAAACAGCCGAAUCAGUGUUUCUUGUGAGCGCUCCAAAAAGCCCAUCACCUUUUGGCCAGUCUUAAGGGACUGAGCCUCUCCACACUCAGCUAGGCUGGUCCCAGGCUUGAAACCUUUUCAGCAUCAUAGGACAUGCCAGAGCUCAUGUUUCACUGGCAGAGCCUUCAAGAACCCAGGCUUGUUUUCACACCAUCCCGAGGCAUUAGAGGAAUGUGUUAGGGGAAGUAAUAAUAUUAAACUAUUCUGAAAUGUCAUGCAUGCAGAUUUAUAUUAUUUUAGUCAAAUGUAGAUACAAUCAAAAGGGAUAUAAUCCUAUAAGUUACUGCCUCUUAUCUGAGUAAAAGACAUUAACCAGUGGAAUGCCCUUACGAAUUUUUAAUCAUGUCGCCUUUGGCAAUUAAUUGAAGCAUAGUAUUCAACAUUCACUUCUUCCUGCCCUUGUAAACUUUAUUUUCUUAUUUUUAAAAGUUACUUCUCAUUAGGGGUCUUAAAAAUUUACAGAUACAGUUUGGGUUUCCGUUUCUUCUAUCCAGAUAUUUAUCAGUAUUAUUAUUUUGUUUCUUCAGUAAUGUAUUUUACAAGUAUGGAAUGAGGCCUUCUAGUCUUUUGGAGUCAUCCUAAACUCUGCCAAUAAAAUGUGGAGAUGUGGGAGAAGAUUGGAUAAUUUUCUCUUAACUUGAGUAAGGAUCCCACAUAUGUCUCCAGUAUGCCAAGUCACUAAUAAGGAACCUAGACUUUCCAAAGAAGUAUAAAUCGCGGGAUGAAAAAAUGCUUCUCUUCAAGGAAGACACGUUGUUUUCUGCUCUUAAAGGAAGGAACAGUGAAGGCCCUCACUUCUGCUGAAAUGCUGCCUCUUUUCUGAAGCAAGCAGACCAUGGCACCAAAGGGUCAGCCCUAUUGUUGUUGGCUCUCGAGAAUCUGCCUUUUGCCAGCCCGCUUCUGCCUUGCUUGGCUUUCACAGGCAGUAUUCUUCAUUUCAACCUUGACCAAGUGGUUAAAUAAUUUUCAGUUAAAUAUCAAUGCCAGAGAUCUUCCGUGGACAUCUGUCAUAUACAUACUCUAGUUACUGUAGAGGAAAAAGUAACAUCAUGUUAAAAACCAUUUAAUUCCAGUGGAUUUUUAUGGAUUAUGGACAACAUGGAAAUGAGUUAAUUCAAUUCAUAAUUGGAAUAAUCAUAAAAUUCAGAGUUGGGUGACUCCUCCAUGGUUAUCUGCUUCAACCUCUACCUAGAAAGGGUAACCCCUGCUAUCUCCCCAACAAGGGGUCUCCCAGACUUGGCUGAAAUGCCUCUAGGGAGGGUGUCACCUGUCUUCUGAGGCCACCCAGCCCAGUCUGGGACAGCUCUGCUGGUUGGGAAGUUUUUCUUGAUAUCAAGCUUUAAUUUGCUUCUUUGCAACUUGCAUCCUCUGGUCGAAUCCACCUUCCCAUUGACAACCUUUGAGCUGCUUGAAGACCGCUGCCCUGGCUCCUCCCUCUUCCCUAAGACUUCUCUUUACAUUCAGAAUCUCCAGGUCUGAGAUACAGCCAAGCCUCAUCUGCAUGGACGCAGUGCCAUUCUCCAUCCUCAUCAGUAUUCUUCCUGAUGUUUGAAGUAAACUGCUCUUUGUGGCAGAGUGCCCACAGAGCGCACGAUGAAAUUGCCAGCAGUAUCUGGAUUCUGCUUGGCAUGGGCCAUUGGCUCCUAAAUGACUAUCAGUGUGAUUGUUUAAUGGAGAGAGAGGUCAGGAAACGCGGGUAAUGAAAAGGUUAACGUGCUUCUGUGUUCUGUUAGGUUUGAAGAUGCAGUGGAGCAGUGUAUUGUAACUUACAAGCAAUCUCAUCGUCUGAGCACUGUAAGAUUGGCCACUUGCUUAACUUUUUGCUAAUAUUCCUAACAUAUUUGUGAAGUGUUUUGUAUCAUUUUUUUAGGAAAACAAACCAAAUAAGAAGAGGAAAAUUGCAUGAAUGACAUGAAUUUAGAACUGUCCACCUUAAUAAAACAGUGAGGGAAAGUAUGGUGUGUUUCUUAAUAAAGAAAUAUAUGCAUA
Molecule: messenger RNA, 5352 nt
Organism: Vombatus ursinus (common wombat)
Lineage: Eukaryota; Metazoa; Chordata; Mammalia; Diprotodontia; Vombatidae
Gene: SWAP70
Product: switching B cell complex subunit SWAP70
Exons: 12
Coding region: 49-1806 (585 amino acids)
Cellular component (GO): nucleus; cytoplasm
Source: RefSeq, a predicted model, not a curated record